AUGAUUAUGAAUUUUGCUUGCUUACUGUUGGCCAACGGCCUCAGUAUGGCAGAUGCACUUUCGAUGUCCGACACAGCGUCUUCCUUCACCUCUCUGCUCCAAUCUUCAUUCAGCAAUGCUGUUCCCAGCAUACUCAGUGCCCGUAGUGGCGGUUCGAGCGUAUCUGCAAAAGAUGUCAGGAGUUCAGGAUGCUUUGUACAACGACCAGACUGGAUGGCAGUAAGAGAAACGAUUGAGCAGACACUUACAAGCUCACCCUUCCCAACAGUGGAUAUAGAGGAGAUGCAACAGUACAUCCAGCAUGCAACUGAGGACGCAAUUAGACAACACUGCCCGAAAGCAAAGCUAUCAGCGUACGGGAAAAGAUGGUGGACACCAGAUCUGACAGCGCUUCAUCGUAACUACACAUGGACACGUAACCUAGCAAGGUCGAGGCAUAGACAAGGGAAACGAGAUGCAAACCUGGAAGUUGCAACGAAACUGGGCACGGUCCCUGUUGGAGCUGAAAGUGAGAGCGUCACCUACGACGCCGCUUCUGCCACUACAAGUGUCUUCGCAGAGCUUGUUGCCGAUGUGACUCCCGAUAUCGACACAGUGGAUGGUAACACUCUCUCUGUCCUGAAGCGUACAGCUUGCCAGGCCAAGCCUGCUUCACUUUACAUAUACGUCCCAGAACCCGAUACUCCAGAGUUCUUCGUCCAGGACACUACCUACAGUGAAGCCGCCAACAACGCUGAAACUCCUGCCGGAUGGCAACGUACUUUCCAAACCCUCCGAAGUCUGGGUACACCUCUGGCGGCAACAUCUACACCAUCGACCUUCCUUACAGUUUCUCCAACCUUUCAAUUUCCGAAACUUGUUCGAGCAAAGGCCAGACUGGUCAGAUCACCCUUGCUUUCUCAAGCAAGAACACGAAAGAUCCUUCGAGAUUCGAUUCCUGAAUUCCGGGAUCGCGUUGGGGUUACUUAUGAUUGGAAUGUAUGA
Molecule: messenger RNA, 984 nt
Organism: Aureobasidium namibiae CBS 147.97
Lineage: Eukaryota; Fungi; Ascomycota; Dothideomycetes; Dothideales; Saccotheciaceae
Exons: 2
Coding region: 1-984 (327 amino acids)
Source: RefSeq, a predicted model, not a curated record